ACCGCGAAAGAGGAGCGAGCGCAGCAUCAUGGCACCCGCUGGUCUCAAGGCUGUGGUGGGCGAAAAAAUUAUGGCGGAUGUGAUAAAGAAAGUGAAGAAGAAGGGAGAAUGGAAGGUGCUGGUGGUAGAUCAGCUCAGCAUGCGUAUGCUGUCUUCCUGCUGUAAAAUGACCGACAUCAUGACGGAGGGGAUAACAAUUGUGGAGGACAUCAAUAAGCGCCGAGAGCCACUGCCGAGCUUGGAGGCCGUGUACCUCAUCACUCCGUCAGAGAAGUCUGUCGAGUCUCUCAUCGGUGACUUCAAGGAACCCCCAAAUGCCAAGUACCGAGCUGCCCACGUCUUCUUCACAGACUCUUGCCCCGAUUCCUUGUUCAACGAGCUGGUCAAAUCCCGUGCGGCGAAAGUCAUCAAAACCCUCACGGAAAUCAACAUUGCUUUUCUGCCCUACGAGUCGCAGGUUUACUCCCUGGACUCCGCCGACUCGUUCCAGAGCUUCUACAGCCCCCACAAGGCCCAGAUGAAGAACCCGAUCCUGGAACGCCUGGCGGAACAGAUCGCCACCCUCUGUGCCACUCUGAAGGAAUACCCGGCUGUCCGAUACAGAGGGGAUUACAAAGACAACGCCAUGCUGGCCCAGCUCAUCCAGGACAAGUUGGACGCGUACAAGGCUGAUGACCCGACUAUGGGUGAGGGUCCGGACAAAGCUCGCUCCCAACUCAUCAUCCUUGACCGUGGCUUCGAUCCCAGCUCCCCGGUGUUGCAUGAACUGACAUUCCAGGCCAUGAGUUAUGAUCUCCUCCCCGUCGAGAAUGACGUCUACAAAUAUGAGACGAGCGGCAUUGGGGAGGCCCGAGUCAAAGAGGUUCUGCUGGACGAGGACGAUGACCUCUGGGUCACCUUGCGCCACAAGCACAUUGCCGAGGUGUCCCAGGAAGUUACCCGCUCUUUGAAGGACUUCUCUUCCAGUAAACGGAUGAACACAGGUGAAAAGACAACCAUGAGGGACCUCUCCCAGAUGCUGAAGAAGAUGCCCCAGUAUCAGAAGGAGCUCAGUAAGUACUCCACUCACCUCCACCUGGCUGAAGACUGCAUGAAACACUAUCAAGGCACCGUGGACAAGCUCUGUCGAGUGGAACAGGACUUGGCCAUGGGCACAGACGCAGAGGGGGAAAAAAUCAAGGAUCCCAUGCGAGCAAUUGUCCCCAUCCUCCUCGACGCGAACGUCAGCACCUACGACAAAAUCCGUAUCAUCUUGCUCUAUAUCUUCCUCAAAAAUGGAAUCACUGAAGAAAAUCUGAACAAGCUCAUCCAACACGCCCAGAUCCCACCUGAAGACAGUGAGAUCAUCACCAACAUGGCCCACCUUGGAGUACCCAUCAUCACAGAUUCCACCUUACGCCGCAGAAGCAAGCCAGAACGGAAGGAGCGUAUCAGCGAGCAGACCUACCAGCUCUCCCGAUGGACCCCAGUGGUCAAGGACAUCAUGGAGGAUGCCCUUGAGGAUAAACUGGACACCAAGCACUACCCUUACAUCUCCACCCGAUCCUCGGCCUCCUUCAGCACUACGGCUGUCAGUGCCCGCUACGGCCAUUGGCACAAGAACAAGGCGCCCGGGGAGUACAGGAGUGGCCCCCGCCUCAUCAUUUUCAUCCUGGGGGGCGUGGGCCUGAAUGAGAUGCGCUGCGCCUACGAGGUGACGCAAGCCAGUGGGAAGUGGGAGGUGCUAAUAGGCUCCACUCAUGUCCUCACCCCACAGAAACUGCUGGACACCCUGAAGAAACUGAAUAAAACGGACGAAGAAAGCAGCAGUUAAAAAACAAAAACCCGCCAACCCACACCAAUACACCUCCCCCAUCCCUUUCUCUUUCUCCCCCUCUCCCCCCCACCCCCCAACCACCACCAAAAAAGCAGCGAUGUGACUUCUGUGUCUCCCGUCGUUCCAGCUCUGCAGUCUCUGCUGCCGAAUUCCUUGGCCGUAGAUCCAUUUCUGCUCUCGUGUUUUUGGCGGUGUUUCCCUUUCAGUUCCCUCUCCUUCCCCUCCCGUCUCUUUCACCCUCCUCCAUUUGAAGCAAAGGUAAAUAAGACAGGAAAAUAAUAAUAAUAUGCAUUGUGUCUAAAGGGGAAAAAAAAGAAUAAUAUAUUCUAUAAUAUAGAUAUUAUCUCCGUAUGUAUCUGACGAAAUAAACCGCCGAAACCAAACUUCCAUUUCCGAAGUACCCAUUGCUUUGUCCUUGGCGAUUAUGCGAUGAUGCUGGUUAUUUUUAAAAUA
This is a messenger RNA of Elgaria multicarinata webbii, 2269 nucleotides long. RefSeq names its product syntaxin binding protein 1 (gene STXBP1). Gene Ontology annotation, biological process: vesicle-mediated transport; neurotransmitter secretion; intracellular protein transport. The record is from RefSeq and is a predicted model, not a curated record. Gene Ontology annotation, molecular function: syntaxin-1 binding. The transcript is spliced from 19 exons. NCBI's taxonomy places the organism in Eukaryota, Metazoa, Chordata, Lepidosauria, Squamata, Anguidae. Gene Ontology annotation, cellular component: plasma membrane; secretory granule. Bases 29 to 1813 code for a protein of 594 amino acids.